Messenger RNA from Aegilops tauschii subsp. strangulata, 1806 nucleotides. Its product is annotated as cytochrome P450 89A2-like. Gene Ontology annotation, cellular component: membrane. Gene Ontology annotation, molecular function: heme binding; iron ion binding; oxidoreductase activity, acting on paired donors, with incorporation or reduction of molecular oxygen, NAD(P)H as one donor, and incorporation of one atom of oxygen. The record is from RefSeq and is a predicted model, not a curated record. Lineage: Eukaryota; Viridiplantae; Streptophyta; Magnoliopsida; Poales; Poaceae.
CAAGCUAAGACCAUCAGCUAAGCCAUGCAAGACGUUAUCCUCCUCUUGCUUUCCAUGGCGGUCCACGUCGUCGUCAGCAGCCUGCUCCGGCGUGCACCGCCGUUCAAGGAAAUGCAAACCCGCCUCGCCGCCGCCAAGUGGGCUCUGGUACGGGACUUCUCCGCUGCGUUGCGGCAGGACGUCGUCGUCACAGACCGUGUGACCGCGCACCACCUCCUCGUCCGCGGUGGCGCCGGGGGCGCGUUCUGCAACCGCCCGCCGACGAGCGCGGCCAGCUCCGUCCUCUCGCGGCAGCGUCACCACAACAUAGGCUCGGCGCCCUACGGCCCGCUGUGGCGCGGCAUCCGCCGCAACCUCGUCUCGGAGGUCUUCCACCCGUCGCGCCUCCGCGUCUACGCCCCCGCCCGCCGCCGGGCGCUCUGCGGCCUCGUCGCGGACCUCCGGGAACAGUGCACGUCGUCUAACGAUGGGUUAGUCCUCGCGGCCGAGAGCAUCCACGCUGCUUUGUUCGGCCUGAGCGCCGCCAUGUGCUUUGGCGACGGCGUCGACCCGGGCCGGGUGCGCGCCAUGGCCGACGGCAUGGAGGACCUCAUCAGGUCCCUCGUUGGGCUGCGUGUCUUUGCCGCACUGCCGGCGCUGACCGAGCUAAUCUACCGCCAACGGUGGAACAAGCUGGUCACACUCAGGCGGCAGCAGGAGGAGAUGUACCUCCCGCUCAUCGAUGCCCGGCGCGGCCUACUGCGCCGCCCAUCCGGCGAAGCUCCAACGUAUGUCGACACGCUCAUAGACCUCCUCGUCGGAGACGACAACUCCGCCUCCGGUGCAAAGGCUCCCAAGCAAAGGCUAGCAGACGGCGAGUUCGUGGGGCUCUGCUCGGAGUUUCUUGGCGCCGGCACGGAGCCGGCGGCGGCGGCGCUGCAGUGGAUCAUGGCGAACUUGGUGAAGCAUCUGGACGUGCAGGAGGCCGUCCGGAGCGAGAUCGACGCCGUCGUCGGAGCGGACGCGGAGGAGGUCAGCGAGGAGGACCUUGGGAAGCUGGAGUACCUCAACGCUGUCCUCAUGGAGGCGCUGCGCCUGCACCCCACGGUGCCGUCGGUGGCCAGGCAGGUGAUGCCCGACGACCACGUUUUUCUCGAUGGUCGUCGCGUCGUGGCGGGGACGACGGUGCAGUUCCCCCUGGAGCGCCUGGCGCGGGACGAGACGGCGUGGGCCGAGCCGGACAAGUUUAUGCCGGAGAGGUUCCUUGCCGGCGGCGGGGGCAGCGGCGUGAGCCUCGUGGCGGCGGCAGGAAGCGCCGGAGAGAUCAAGAUGAUGCCGUUCGGGGCCGGCAGGAGGAUGUGCCCUGGCAUGGGUGUCGCGAUGCUCCACCUUGGCUACUUCGUGGCCAACCUCGUGAGGGAGUUCGAGUGGACGGAGGCGGAAGGCGACCUGGCUGUCCACCUCGAGCCGCAGGUCGGGUUCUUAAACGUCAUGAAACGGCCACUCCGUGCUCGGCUCGCGCUGCGGAAUAAGGCGGGUUGAACUUCUUCGGACCCAUAAACAUCGGUGAAGAGAAGCACCGAGAAACCACUGUCUAUCUUUUCUGGCUUCCAUUAUCCAAGUUUAUUCAUUGUCUGAAUUGUUUGAUCUAAAGUCUAUAUUGCCCGACUGUAAUUGUAAUUGUGUCCCAUCAUAAGCCUGCGGCACUAGGGGUCAGCCGUUGCUGAACUGUAUUUAUACUAUUUCAUAAUCUGGGUAAAGUUGGUUAGCCAAGGAGUAGUUACUUUGCUUGCUACACGUCAUCCGACUGAUCUUUGACAAGGAUCC